Phalaenopsis equestris is the source of this 785-nucleotide messenger RNA. RefSeq names its product probable inactive receptor kinase At5g10020. The transcript has a single exon. The record is from RefSeq and is a predicted model, not a curated record. The coding region runs from base 29 to 652 and encodes 207 amino acids. NCBI's taxonomy places the organism in Eukaryota, Viridiplantae, Streptophyta, Magnoliopsida, Asparagales, Orchidaceae. Gene Ontology annotation, biological process: protein phosphorylation. Gene Ontology annotation, molecular function: ATP binding; protein kinase activity.
UUCUCUCCUAGCUUGAUUGCCACACAAUAUGUCACUCAGUGAUCUGUUUCGUCUGACAUUUACUCUCUACGCAGAGUCGACGCCGCGCCGAUACUCCCGAUUAUCUGUCAACCAGAGGCUCAAAGUAGCCAUCGAUAUCGCCGGAUGCUUGUGCCAUCUUCAUCACGACCGAGGAUUGCCGCAUGGUAACCUAAAACCGACCAACAUAUUUCUCACCGGUCCGGAUCUCACACCAAAGCUCACCGAUUACGGCCUCCACCGCCUCCUAACCCCCGGCGGCCUCGCCGAACAAAUCUUGAAUCUCGGAGCCCUCGGUUAUCGGGCUCCGGAAUUGUCCGCCGACAGGCCGUCGCCGUCUUUUAAGGCCGACGUGUACUCCUUCGGGGUGGUGUUGAUGGAGUUGCUCACUCGGAAGAGUGCGGGCGAUAUAAUUUCCGGCCAUUCCGGCGCCGUCGACCUCACCGAUUGGGUACAAAUGUGUACGAGAGAAGGGCGGGGAACGGAUUGUUUCGAUCGAGACAUCGCCGGCUUGGAGGAAGCUCCGAGGGUGAUGGAUGAGCUCCUUGCGGUGUCACUAAAAUGUAUUCUUCCUGUAAAUGAGAGGCCUAACAUCCAGACUAUAUAUCAUGACCUUUGUUCCAUAACAAUGUGAGGUUUUUGUUCAUGUUAUGGAAUUUAAUUCGACAUUUUUUUCCUUCUUCUUUCAUUUAAUGGCUUUCAAUUGAUUGUGUAAAAAAGAUUGACCCAUUGAUUGAUUUAUUUUGAUUUGUGCCUUGUUUUGCAUU